Molecule: messenger RNA, 1923 nt
Organism: Manihot esculenta (cassava)
Lineage: Eukaryota; Viridiplantae; Streptophyta; Magnoliopsida; Malpighiales; Euphorbiaceae
Product: amino-acid permease BAT1
Exons: 9
Coding region: 146-1717 (523 amino acids)
Biological process (GO): transmembrane transport; gamma-aminobutyric acid transport
Cellular component (GO): membrane
Molecular function (GO): L-alanine transmembrane transporter activity; L-glutamate transmembrane transporter activity; gamma-aminobutyric acid transmembrane transporter activity
Source: RefSeq, a predicted model, not a curated record
ACUUUUGGUGGGCCACUUACUAUGAUAUACGGGUGGCCAAUUGUGGGGUUGCUCACCUUGAUCGUUGGUCUAUCAAUGGCGGAGAUUUGCUCUGCUUAUCCUACUUCUGGUGGUCUCUACUUUUGGAGUGCCAGGCUCUGCGGCGAUGAGUGGGGGCCUUUUGCUUCCUGGCUCACUGGCUGAUCAAAAUGGCAAGGUUGGCCUUGAUUCAGGGGCUGCCCGUCUCAAGGAGCUAGGCUACAAACAAGAACUCAAGCGUGAUCUCUCGGUGUUUUCCAAUUUUGCCUUUUCGUUUUCGAUCAUAUCUGUGCUGACGGGCAUAACCACGUUAUAUAACACCGGCCUCAGUUUUGGUGGACCAGUUUCGUUGCAGUAUGGUUGGUUUAUUGCUGGUGGGUUCACCAUGGCUGUUGGGUUAGCAAUGGCUGAGAUUUGCUCCUCUUUCCCAACUUCUGGGGGUCUCUACUAUUGGAGUGCAAAGCUUGCUGGUCCUCAAUGGGCACCGUUUGCUUCUUGGUUAACUGGCUGGUUCAACAUUGUUGGUCAGUGGGCUGUUACAACCAGUGUAGAUUUCUCACUUGCACAGUUGAUUCAGGUGAUAAUUCUCCUUAGCACGGGUGGAAAAAAUGGUGGAGGGUAUGAGGCAUCAAAAUACAUAGUUAUUGGUAUGCAUGGAGGAAUUUUAUUCCUGCAUGCUAUACUUAAUAGUCUUCCUAUCUCGGUACUAUCUUUCUUUGGACAACUGGCUGCUGUCUGGAAUCUUGUAGGUGUUAUAGUUCUUACAAUUCUCAUACCCUGUGUUGCAACGGAGAGGGCUAGUGCCAAGUUUGUUUUCACAUACUACAACACAAAUAAUGGAGACGGAAUCAGUAGUAAACCCUACAUUUUUGUCCUGGGACUUCUGAUGAGUCAGUACACCCUUACUGGCUAUGAUGCAUCUGCGCAUAUGACAGAGGAAACCAAGAGUGCCGAUAAGAAUGGACCUAGAGGAAUAAUCAGCGCCAUUGGGAUAUCUGUUAUAUUUGGAUGGUUUUACAUUCUUGGUAUCACAUUUGCAGUUACCAACAUUCCUUACCUCUUGAGUGAAGAUAAUGACGCUGGUGGUUAUGCCAUUGCUGAAAUAUUUUACCAAGCAUUCAAGAAUAGAUAUGGAAGUGGAGCUGGGGGAAUUGUUUGCUUAGGAGUAGUUGCAAUUGCCAUAUUUUUUUGUGGGAUGAGUUCAGUAACUAGCAACUCCAGAAUGGCAUACGCAUUUUCUAGAGAUGGAGCUAUGCCAUUCUCAUCACUAUGGCAUAAAGUUAACAAGCAGGAGGUUCCUAUAAAUGCUGUUUGGCUUGGUGCUUUUAUAUCAUUUUGCAUGGCAUUAACGUAUCUUGGAAGCACAGUAGCAUUUCAGGCCAUGGUAUCCAUAGCAACUAUUGGCCUGUAUAUUGCUUAUGCCCUGCCAAUCUUCUUCAGGGUGACCUUGGCAAGCAAGUCAUUCACCCCAGGACCAUUCAAUUUGGGUCGCUACGGUGUCCUGGUAGGUUGGAUUGCAGUCCUUUGGGUAUUAACCAUCUCAAUCCUCUUCUCAUUGCCUGUAGCCUACCCCAUUACCAAUGAGACCCUCAACUACACUCCUGUUGCUGUUGGUGGCUUGCUCUUCCUCACUGUUUCUUCUUGGAUCUUCAGUGCUAGGCACUGGUUCAAAGGUCCUAUAACAAAUGUGGAUAGCUGAAGUAGACAAAUGAACAAUUUCAUUUCUUAGGAACUUUGUAAUUUUUUAGUCAUUUUCUUGCAAUUUAUUCAGGUUUUCUAUCUGUGCUACGAAGCCUGUUCUCUGGCAAGAUGCAGCAUAGGAUGUUAAUGUAACAGGCUGCCAUUAGAAAAAUCAAUGUUUUUAUUGUAAGAAACAAACCUGUAUCACAAUCAGCUCCACUUCAA